Molecule: messenger RNA, 1627 nt
Organism: Aedes albopictus (Asian tiger mosquito)
Lineage: Eukaryota; Metazoa; Arthropoda; Insecta; Diptera; Culicidae
Product: facilitated trehalose transporter Tret1
Exons: 5
Coding region: 79-1602 (507 amino acids)
Biological process (GO): transmembrane transport; carbohydrate transport
Cellular component (GO): membrane
Molecular function (GO): sugar transmembrane transporter activity
Source: RefSeq, a predicted model, not a curated record
UUCAGUCAACCGUCGAUUGGUUGUUCGGCGCAUAAAUGAUCAGUAUAGCGUACAAUAUCUUUGCCAACGGCGUUCAAAAUGCUGGUCGAACCUCCAAGUAUGCAGACACCAGCGAAAGCUCAUUAUCGCAAGCAAUACCUGGCUGCCGUGAUUGCUGCUUUGGGCGCAUUCUCGAUUGGCACCAUUUUCGGUUGGAGUGCUCCGGUUGAGCUCGGACUGUUGGACCACGAGGAAGCCGGAUUCGAAAUACGAGAAUCUCAAUUUGCCUGGGUGGUUUCGCUGAUGAGCCUGGGAGGUGCAGUCAUAAGCUUACCUGCUGGUCUGAUUGUACCCACAUUGGGUGCCAGGAAUACAUUAUUGUUGUUUGUACUGCCAACGAUGCUCGGUUGGAUUUGCAUCAUAUGGGCGAAUAAUGUGGUAAUGUUGUUGGCAGGUCGUACCCUGACCGGAUUCGGGGCCGGUGCCUUCUGCAUGGUCGUUCCGAUCUACAUAGGAGAAAUCGCUUCCAAGGAGAUCCGGGGAACCGUGGGGAGCUUCUUUCAGCAGAUGAUUAAUUUGGGAAUCGUGGCCACGUACGCUUUGGGGCUGAUUCUGGAUGUGUUUUGGCUCAGCGUUGCCUGCGGAGUUGUGCCGAUUGUGUACGGUGUACUUUUUUUCUUCAUGCCAAACACACCAACGUACUUGGUUCAUCAAGGGCAAGAGUCAAAUGCCAUCGCUGCAAUCAAAUGGUUACGCGGAAUUCACGCUGAUGUCACAACAGAAAUCAACGAAAUACGAAGCCAACAGCAGCGUAAGCCAGCCACCGUUGUCGCCGACGACGACGGCAACGAUAUUGACGGACACGGAAAGUGGCCCAGUUGGAAGCUUUUUCGUCAACCGGCAACGGUUCGAGCGCUAAUCAUCAUGCUCGGUAUUAUGUUCUUCAUGCAGGCUUCAGGUGUGAACGCGGUGCUGUUUUAUUCGACAUCAAUAUUCCAGAAUUUCCACUUUUUCAAUUUUCGGCUACCCUUGUCACACACGAACACCUUCCCUGGAAUACGGACGCAGGCAGCCAAUGCCGUAGUUGAACCGGAACUGGCAACCAUCAUUAUCGGAAGCAUACAAGUCUUCGGAACGCUUCUGUCCUCGCUGGUGGUGGAUCGACUGGGCCGGCGAGUGCUUCUGCUGACGUCGGGCAGCGCCAUGUGCAUCGGUGUUCUAACGCUGGGAGUUUACUUUCUGGUGCUUUCCAACGAUGACCCAAGAAACCAGGUGACGGCUGACGGUGCCAGUAACCAGACCGGGUGGAUUCCCAUAGUGGCUCUGUGCCUGUACGUGACCCUUUUCGCUGUCGGAUUUGGCCCGGUGCCGUGGCUUUUGCUGGGUGAAAUAUUCGCCUCGGAGGUGAAGGGACCGGCCAGUGCUUUGGCAAACAUGACAAGCUUUGCGAUGUCGUUCGUCCUGUCGCUGGUGUUCCCGCUGGUGCGGCAGGCCAUCGGUAGUGGACCGAUGUUUAUAAUUUUCUCCGUCUUUUGCGCUCUGGCGGUGGUGUUUGUUGCGUUAGUUGUACCGGAAACGAAAGGUAAGUCGCUGAAUGAAAUACAGAGUAUGCUGGCAGGUUGACCUGGUGCUUGCACAAUAAAUUGAG